Molecule: messenger RNA, 1176 nt
Organism: Uncinocarpus reesii 1704
Lineage: Eukaryota; Fungi; Ascomycota; Eurotiomycetes; Onygenales; Onygenaceae
Exons: 1
Coding region: 1-1176 (391 amino acids)
Source: RefSeq, a predicted model, not a curated record
AUGGGCGGCAAGGUGUUCUCUGAGCCAAAGGGUAAUGAGCCUGCCCUUCAGACUCCUCGCAUGAGCGAGGCAGUCUACACGCGCACAAGGGACUUCUGUAUCCGACAACUUCAAGAUUUAUUCGAUGUCGUGGUCUCGCCACCGGAAGCUCCAGGGAAAGCCGACUAUGGGGAUGUUGACACCCUGGUGCAAGGCCCUCGACCGGGGUUUACAUGGGAGGAGGUUGGGAAGCGCCUGAAUUCCCGCCGAGCAGUGCAUAAUGGAGUCACGCACAGCUUUGCGGUUCCUAUCACCGUUGACGACAGCGACGCCCAUGACGAAAUCUAUGCCCAAAUCGAUGUGCAUGUCUGCCGCCCCGGGUUCAUAGAAUGGGAAUGCCUCCUUGAUUCUUACGGUGAUAUGUGGCAGAUCGUCGGUAAGUUUCUGAGACCAUUGGGUCUGACGGCCAAUGAUAAGGGCCUCCAUGUUCGGAUCCCGGAGAUUGAAUCGUCAAACCGAGCACACAGUAUGGUGUACCUUACCCACGACGCGAUGGAUGUUUUGGAGUUUUUAGGCUUGGAUGUGGAACGUUAUCAGGAUGGAUUCGAGAAUCUUGACGAGCUGUACAGAUGGUGUGCAAGCGGGAGGUUUUUCCACUCUACAGCAUUCUUGGCCAAGUUCGACACAGCAAACGACCGGCAGAGAAUGAAGAAGAGGCCAAUGUUCCAAAAUUUCAUUGAUGAAUGGGUCCCUGCGAACAUUCAUUUGUGGCGGGAUAAAGAGCCGCUGACCAGAGAAGAUAUCAUGCAGCAAGCACUGGCGCGAUUCGGAAAGCAGGAAGAUUAUGAACAAAGAAUUUCUGCAUGGAGAUUGAAAGUAGAAGAAGAGCGGCUAUGGAGAGAAGUUGCGUCUAUUGUCGCAGCAGAGUGCUCUGGGGACGUGAAUAUUGUCAUCCGAGGAUUGAAAAGAUGGGUGCAUUUUCUCAGCGAAGAUGGCGACAAAGUGGUCAAACCGGCCCUCCGGACGGAAGUGGAGAUGGAUGCGGUUCGUCAACCUCGCUGGGCAUCCCAAAUAUCACAUUCCUCGCUCUCGAAGAAGUCCCUUUUCGACUGGGUCAAAGAACAUUGGCGCGAGGUCAAAGUGCUGGAGAAGCGGCGUGUGGCCGCAGCCCAGGCGGAAAGAAAAAUGAGCUCUUAA